AUGUCCAGACCAGAGUGUGGGUCAUGUAGAAGUAGUAGUAAGCAUGGCAAACUGUUGAAGUGUCUGCACUCGUUGUGUGUGGAGUGUUUGGAAAAACACAUCAGUGGCAAGGGCUCUGUGGGUUGUCCUGAAUGUGGAGCAACCACUCCACCACCACAAGGAGGAGUGCCCUUGCUGCAGUACCUGCCAGACAGUGAUGUGUCUAGUGAUGGAGUUGGGGAGGAGGUAGCUGCUGCAAGUGCUGGCCGUAAGAAGUUGUGUGAUGAAUGUGCUGAGGAUACAGCAGCAGUAGCUGUUUGCAAGGACUGUGGUGACAAUUUCUGCACUGACCAUGCCAGGGUGCAUCCAACCUCACGCAGAUCAUACAAACACAAGGUUGUGCCACUCAGUGAGGCUGCAGGAUAUACAGGUGAUAGAACAUCAGCCAGCCAGUACAAAUGCUCAUUCCACUCCUCGUUUGUACAGUGUUCGUAUUGCUUGAGUUGUGAGCAGCUAGUGUGUAAGCAAUGUGUAAGCAGUGGUGAUCAUGCUGCUCACAAUGUGCAGACUAUCACUGAUGCAUCUUCUAGCAUUCGUCAGUCUUUGAAUUCCAAGCUGACUAGCACAUCACAUGGAAGUGGCAGUGUUUUUGAUGAGUCGAUCAAGAAGUCGGAAGCGGCACUGAGUGGACUCCGUAAUGAGACUGAACACGUGACAUCUCGGAUCAGCUACGUUUUUGGUGGUCUCAAGAAAGCCAUUGAAAACCGUCAGCAGGAGCUUCUGGAUGAGGUGGAUCGAUUGCAGUUGUCACAUCUUCUUCCCCUUGAAGAGCAGAAGCGGCAAGUACUUGCUGGUGCAUCGUAUAGCAAGAAAGUUCAACAUCUGGUAGAAAACUGCAAUGAGGAUAUGAACUUCUUGAAAAUGAGUGGAUGGCUGGAGGAAGCAGCGAAGAAUGCUGUGAGUGCGUCCGAGAGAGAUGUGAAGGGGUUUGCUCUGGGAACUCUAUUGUUUUCACCACACCACGCCGAGGAGCUUACUGCGGCCAUUGCCAGAACUGGUGUGGUGAUUGACAUUGGUAUGCUGUCAUCGGAGAAGAGUAGCAUGACUACUGCAGCCCGUGUUCAGGAGGGAGACGACCUUACCGUGAUCAUUGAGCCAAGGAAUGGCCACGGUGAUAGUCUGGCUGUGACAGAGGCACAUUUGUCUGGUGUUCACGUUGAAGUAACAUCGCCGGACAACACCACCACCGACACCAUUCAUCCUGUGCUGAUGCCCGACAAUAGUCCUAAUGAAGGCACUAACAUGAUUGCAACGUACAAGACGACCGGAAAGAAGGGUUCAGUGCAGGUAUCAGCCAUGAUUGGAGAUCACCAUGUAGCUGGAAGUCCUGCAAUGGUUACCAUCGUGGAUCUGCUACCACAGUUUGAUCCCGGCCAAUGCCAUGCUGAUCUUGCACUGUCAAACAACAACCGAACGGUUACUCGUGGAGCUGCUGCUAGCGGUAACUGGAGGUCAGUAUGUGGCGUGAGGAAAUGGAGUAGCGGCAAACACGAGAUAUCCCUCCGUCUUGAUCGCAUCACGGCUGGUAAAGUUCACCACAUGUUCUUCUUGUGCAAUCCCCAGCGUCCACUGCUAGACGGCUAUCAAAGAGGAAAGACCACAUCGUUUGGAUGGUAUGGCUACAGCACCGGUGAUGGUGGUGACUGGACAGGCAGUGCUCUGGGUCAGCGAUGGCAAGCCGGUGACGUCAUUCAUAUGUCGUUGGAUUGUGACAAUCACACGUUAGUCGGUCGUCAUGAGCGUACUGGAGCAACCCAGACACUGAGCAAUGUGACAGGGGAACUCUACCUCUACAUCAGCCUGUACAGCAGUGGAGACCAAGUUACUAUUCUGUGA
Molecule: messenger RNA, 1875 nt
Organism: Sycon ciliatum
Lineage: Eukaryota; Metazoa; Porifera; Calcarea; Leucosolenida; Sycettidae
Product: E3 ubiquitin-protein ligase TRIM45-like
Exons: 1
Coding region: 1-1875 (624 amino acids)
Molecular function (GO): zinc ion binding
Source: RefSeq, a predicted model, not a curated record